Anolis sagrei ordinatus is the source of this 2527-nucleotide messenger RNA. NCBI's taxonomy places the organism in Eukaryota, Metazoa, Chordata, Lepidosauria, Squamata, Anolidae. The record is from RefSeq and is a predicted model, not a curated record.
CUUUGUGGGGGAAAGGGGCGGAGUUUCCUUGGGCGGGAAAGGAGAGUAGACACAAAGAGAGAAGGAGGAAGGCGCCUCAGGAAAGGGAAAUGAGCAUCGAGUGGAGCCACAUCUGCUGUGGUGAGAAAGAAACCGGAAUCUAGUGGCUAUUGAGGAAUUUGGAAACGAAGAGUGCAGUCAGAGAACCAAUGGUGAAGGAAGAAGGAAUCCUCUUAAAGUGCUGAUCUUGCAGAACUCUUGGCCUCAUUCACAGAUCCAAAGGGAAAAAAGAAGAGUCAAGUGUCUAUCGUUCGGUAAAAAAUAAAUAUCACUCUCAAGAUGGGGAAGAAACUCUAUAAAUGUUCUGAAUGUGGGAAGAGCUUUCAAUACACGCGCCUUCUGCAGCAACAUGAAGUAACUCACACUGGGGAGAAACCCUACACGUGCUUGGAAUGCGGAAAGAGCUUUGCUUGGAGUAAAACUCUGUGUUUACAUCAAAGGACCCACACUGGGGAGAAACCCUACACGUGCCUGGAGUGUGGGAAGAGCUUUUUGCGGAGAGAAAAUCUGCAGAAACAUGAGAAAACUCACACUGGGGAGAAACCUUAUACAUGCAUGGAGUGUGGGAAGAGAUUUACUUUCUGUGCAAGUCUGAGUACACAUCUAAGGAUCCACACUGGGGAGAAACCUUAUACAUGCAUGGAGUGUGGGAAGAGCUUCACUCAGAGUUCAAAUUUACGUGUACAUCAACGAAGUCACACUGGAGAGAAACCCCACACAUGCUUGGAGUGUGGGAAGAGCUUCCUUCAGAGAGGUCAUCUACGUAGGCAUCAAAGAACUCACACUGGGGAGAAACCCUGUACAUGUCUGGAGUGUGGGAAAAGCUUCUCUCAUAAUUGGUCUUUACGUUCACAUCAAAGAACUCACUCAGGAGUUCCACACUCCUAUCCAUGCACUGAGUGUGGUAAAAGCUUCACUGCGAAUGCAAGCCUACGUUUACACCAAAGGUUGCACACUGGGGAGAAACCCUAUCAAUGCCUGGAGUGUGGAAAGAGCUUCGCGCGGAGUGGAAAUCUGCGUUCCCAUCAAAAGACCCACACUGGGGAGAAACCCUAUACUUGUGUGGAGUGUGGGAAAAGCUUUGCUGGGAGUACAGGUCUGCGUUCACAUCAAAAGCUUCACACUGGGGAGAAAUCGUUUAAAUGCCUGGAGUGUGGAAAGAGCUUUGCGCAUAGUUCACAACUACGUUCACAUCAAAGGACUCACACUGGAGAGAAACGCUAUCGAUGCCUGGAGUGUGGAAAGAGUUUCACUCACAGUACAGGUUUACGCGCACAUCAAAGAUACCACACUGGGGAGAAACCCUACACAUGUGCUGAAUGUGGGAAGAGCUAUAGUCGAAUGGACGCUCUGCAGCACCAUGAAAAAUCUCACACUGGGGAGAAGCCCUAUACAUGCCUGGAGUGUGGAAAGAGCUUUGCUCAAAAGGGGACCCUGUCUGAACAUCAAAGCAUUCACACUGGGGAGAAGCCCUAUACAUGCCCGGAGUGUGGAAAGAGCUUUGCUCAAAAGGGGACCCUGUCCGCACAUCAAAGGAGCCACACUGGGGAGAAGCCCUAUACGUGCCUGGAGUGUGGGAAGAGCUUUGCGCAAGCGGGAAACCUACUUAGUCAUCAAAGGACUCACUCUGAGGAGAAACCGUACACAUGCCUGGAGUGUGGAAGGGGGUUCAAUGCUAAUGGGAGUCUGCGUAGACAUCAAAGGACCCAUACUGGGGAGAAGCCCUAUCCAUGCCUGGAGUGUGGGAAGAGCUUCGCCGUGAGUGGGACUUUGCGUGCACAUCAACAGACUCACGCUGGAGAGAAACCCCAUACAUGUGGGGAGUGUGGGAAGAGCUUUGCGCUACGUUCAUAUCUAUGUAGACAUCAAAGCACUCACCUUGGGGAUAAACCAUAAACUGGUCGCCCUACGUUGGAAACAGAAUCCAUUCGGAGGCUUCUCUUAUGUCCCCGCAUGAGGAGCUGGAGCUGAUAGAGGGAGCUCAUCCGCCUCUCCCCGGAUUCAAACCUGCGACCUGUCGGUCUUCAGUCCUACCGGCACAGAGGUUUAACCCACUGCGCCACCCACUUAUUCACCUGCACACCUUCGGUGCAACAAGGGUCUUUGGACCAUAAUAAGAUGAUCUUGCUGUUGUUGUUUAUGGCAAUGACAACUAGCUUUUGUAAAUAUCGUUGGUUUUAUUAUUGUUCUGUUAGGCACUGUUGUUCUAAGACAUUGUGUCUGUUAUUUUCGAAAUGUAUUUUGAGUUAGUGUUCUGUGAUGUCGGAAUGGCAUCGAAAGGUGGUGAGGGGGAGAGGGUGGGACGUAAAGCAACGGAAAUGGAAGGAAUCAAUGCCUUCUUGGCCCAGAGGCAGCGCGCCCACCGAGAGCCCGGCCGAGAUCCGGCAUGACCGGCGACGACGCUGCAGAAGAUCCACAAGCAAGAAACCGAAACAUAGAUUUGCUUCCGACAGUUUAAUACAUUUUAUUAAAGCAUAUCCCGUUCUGG